Setaria italica (foxtail millet) is the source of this 513-nucleotide messenger RNA. RefSeq lists its product as uncharacterized. Bases 1 to 513 code for a protein of 170 amino acids. The record is from RefSeq and is a predicted model, not a curated record. NCBI's taxonomy places the organism in Eukaryota, Viridiplantae, Streptophyta, Magnoliopsida, Poales, Poaceae. The transcript is spliced from 2 exons.
AUGGCGGCCUUCCUCCCCAUCGCCGUCCUCAUCUCCCUCCUCGCCGCCGGCGCCACCGCUGACGGCUACGGCAGCAGCCCCAGCCCCUCGACACCGCCACCCCACACCCCGCCGCCCGCGCCCUGCGCGAAGCGGGGGUCGCCGAGCCUCGACGGCGCGGCGGCGCUGCCGGGCGCUAGGGUGACGGUCACCUGCCGCGACAGGAAGAACCGCGUCAUGGCGUGGCGGUCCCCCGCCGCCGACUACAACGGCUACUUCCUCGCGGAGUUCGGCGUCGAGCGCGCCGGCGACUUCUUCGGCAAGGACCCCCGCGAGGCCUGCUUCGUGCGCCUGCUCUCGUCGCCGGACGCCAAGUGCAACGUCGUCACCAACAUCAACGGCGGCAUGGGCGGCGCGAGCCUCCGCGACGAGGGCAAGCGCUGGACCGACGGCCGCGGCAUCGAGAACGUCGUGUACGCCGCCGGCCCGCUCGCGUUCAGGCCGGAGAUGUGCGCGCCCACGCGCCACUACUGA